Messenger RNA from Cryptomeria japonica (Japanese cedar), 817 nucleotides. RefSeq lists its product as uncharacterized. Lineage: Eukaryota; Viridiplantae; Streptophyta; Pinopsida; Cupressales; Cupressaceae. The transcript has 2 exons. Bases 129 to 458 code for a protein of 109 amino acids. The record is from RefSeq and is a predicted model, not a curated record.
CAAAUCACUGAACAUGAUCAAAUUUCUAGCUAAUUUAUUCAUGCAUUUAGCAAAUUUGGGGACUCAAUUUAUCCCAGUUUGACAAUGUUUACUACAUUCUUUCUAGUGCAAAUAGUGGUUGUCUAUGAAUGCUUUUCAGCCUAUGCGAAGUUUGCUUCCAGGGCCAUUACUCAGUUCUUUGCUUGAGAAUUCUAAUCGCAAGGAAUCCGUGGUGCCCACAUCGUUAUAGAUGGAGCAGGAAAAAUCUUCCAGAGGAGAUCAAGGAAUAUAAAGUUCAAGUAAUGUUAAUUGUCAUGACUGUGAGGCCUAAGGAUGCCAAGGAAUUGCAGGGGCAUGUGCUGAAUCCAGAUGCCAUUGCCCAGAUGUACUUGGAGCUGCACAUCCAGGACAACCCAAGAGCUGGAUCUCAGAUCCUUUUCUCGGUGGUUUUGAGCCAAUUCAUCAAAGGCCCUUUAUAAGCUAUGACUGACCUUGGAGCCUUUCCAGAGAGGUUUUGAGGCACUUGAUCUCUAAGGCAUUUUAUUUGUAAUGAUUCCAUCCAUUUUAGAAGAAACUUGAUUGUUGUUGAGGGUAGAUAUGAAUAUUGGAGUGAACUUGCAUAGCAGGAUAGCUUGACUUUGAAGAAAUCAGUGUGGCCUCCAUCAAGGUGGAGUAGUUUUUACAAUUUUAAGUAUAUGAUCUAAUAAGAUCUGAGAUGUCACAGCUCUCAACAGUGUUUGCCUAUUCUUUAUUCAAACCUUGUGAAGGUAGAGUUGCAAGUCUCCUUAUGUAUGUCACUGAUGAGAAAACUAUUUAGUUUGCAUCAAUGAUUGGAAUA